This is a messenger RNA of Xiphophorus couchianus (Monterrey platyfish), 2918 nucleotides long. Its product is annotated as gastrula zinc finger protein XlCGF57.1-like. The coding region runs from base 66 to 1901 and encodes 611 amino acids. Gene Ontology annotation, molecular function: RNA polymerase II cis-regulatory region sequence-specific DNA binding; DNA-binding transcription factor activity, RNA polymerase II-specific. Gene Ontology annotation, biological process: regulation of transcription by RNA polymerase II. Lineage: Eukaryota; Metazoa; Chordata; Actinopteri; Cyprinodontiformes; Poeciliidae. The record is from RefSeq and is a predicted model, not a curated record. The transcript has 3 exons.
CCUUUGUUAGACGGUGGCUUGAAGAGUUUGAGGUUUAGCUAAAUAUUUCCGUGUAUUCAGUGAAAAUGUCUUCAGUUCCGCCUCAGAGAGAGUUUAUCAACGAGCAGGUAACUCCUGCUGGAGAAACAUUCACAGAGUGGAAAGAAAUCAACGUAAAAAUGGAGGAAGAGAUGGAGGAUCAGCGCAGACUGAUGGAUUUCAGCCGGAUACCGAAGAUCAUCUUACACCGAAUAGAGUGGAAAGAAAUCAACGUUAAGAUGGAGGAAGAGAUGGAGGAUCAGCGCAGACUGAUGGAUUUUACCCGGAUACCGAGGAUAAACGUACACAGAAUAUCGCUCCCACAACGGUGGGCGUGUAAAGAGGAGGAGGUUCUCAAUGAGCUCAGCAACCAGGAGGAAAACUCCACUUUAAAUCAAGAAGAACCAGAACAUCUGCAGAUGAAACAGGAGGAAGAGGAACCAGAACCUCUGCAGAUGAAACAGGAGCAAGGGGAACCAGAACCUCUGCAGAUGAAACAGGAGGAAGAGGAACCAGAACCUCUGCAGAUGAAACAGGAGGAAGGGGAACCAGAACCUCUGCAGAUGAAACAGGAGGAAGAGGAACCAGAACCUCUGCAGAUGAAACAGGAGGAAGAGGAACCAGAACCUCUGCAGAUGAAACAGGAGCAAGAGGAACUAGAACAUCAACAGUUCAAAGAGGAAGAGAAGCAACUCUGCAUCAGUCAGGAUGAAGAGCAGCUUGUGCUGAAACGGGAGACUGAGACUUCAAAACAGAAAACACACAAGAAAGCUCAGCCAAACCAAAAACUAUAUUCUAGUAAAAUUUGUGACAAAACCUUUUCUCAAAACAAUUCCUUCAUGACGCACAUGACAACUCACAUGGCUAAGAAACUUUUCAUAUGUUUAACCUGUGGGAAAAGAUACCGUUACAAGAGUCGUUUAACUAAUCACAUGAGAAUUCAUACAGGUGAAAAACCGUUCACAUGUGCUGCUUGUGGAAAAAGUUUCCAUCUAAAUGGCACUUUAAACAGACACAUGAGAAUUCACUCGGGUGAGAAGCCUUACACGUGCACAACCUGUGGAAAAAGUUUUGCGUCUAAAUGUCAGUUACUUGAUCACAUGACGAUUCAUACAGGUGAGAAGCCUUUCUCAUGUGGGACCUGUGGAAAAAGUUUCCGGAGGAAACCUGACUUGGUUAGUCACAUCAGAGUUCACACAGGUGAAAAGCCGUUCUCAUGUGGGACCUGUGGAAAAAGUUUCACUCAUAAAAACAGUUUAACUGUUCACAUGAGAGUUCACAUGGGUGAGAAAACUUUCUCUUGUAGCACCGGUCGAAGAAAUUGCUUGAAUAAACCUGACUUAGUUAAUCACAUGAGAACUCACACAGGUGAAAAGCUGUUCUCAUGUGAGACCUGUGGAAAAAGUUUUGCUGGAAAACACCGUUUAACUUCUCACAUGAAGUCUCAUACGGGCAAAAAUUCUUUCUCAUGUGGGACAUGUGGAAGAAGUUUCACUCGUAAAACAAUUUUAACUGCUCACAUGAGAACUCACAUGGGUGAGAAGCCUUUCUCUUGUGGCACAUGUGGAAGACGUUUCUCUCGUAACAUACAUUUAACUGCUCACAUGAGAACUCACACAGGUGAGAAGCCUUUUCCAUGUGGGAAUUGUGGAAAAGCCUUUACAUGUCGAUCUGGUUUACGUCAGCACAUGAUGACUCACACAAGUGAGAAGCUUUUCUCAUGUGGGAUCUGUGCAAAAAGUUUUGCUCAAAAAUACCAUUUAGCUUCUCACAUGAGAAUUCACACAUGCAAGAAGUCUUUCUCGUGUGGGACCUGUAAAAGAAGUUUCUCUCAUAAAAAAAAUCUUACUGCUCACAUGAAAAUUCACACAGACGAGAAGUAGGGAUGCACUGAUUUAUCAGUGUCACUUUUCUUAAUUUUUGGAGAUCUGUGAUCAGCCGAUAAUCACAGACUGUCCUCUUCUGCUCUCCCGUGAGAGGUUUGACUAUUAGUCAAAAGUUAUGUCUGCACAUUCGUAAUUCACAAUAGUCACUCUACUGUUGUCAGCUCAGCAAGUUUCUUGCUACAUUUACUGACAUUUCAGACAAAAAAAUUGGUGUUGCCCAAAAUUCAAAAUGGUAUAUCAGGUUUUUUUAAAGACUGGUCGUCGGUGAUCGGCAAGAAAACUGCAGUCGAUGCAUCGCAGAAAAAAGAAAUUUAAUCGUUCACGUGAGAACUCAGUUUGAUGGCAUCAUGUGAACCUCAAGUGCCAAAAUUCUUAGUAAUUUGCUGUUUGGAAACAGAGUAAUUAAAACUGUAUUGCAUAUUUAAUUGUAGCAGCUUUGUUUAAAACGCAUUUCAAAUGGGAGAUUUAGUUAAAACACUUCAACAUUCACUUUAUUCUAGCAGUUUUAUGUUAGCAUUAUUUUUUUUUUAAAGAGGAUAAGUGAGAUAUUUGUAGCUUCUUAAAGGAGCAACGGAUUUAAUGCUUUCAGAUUUAGACUUGGAACAUUUUGGAGUCUUUAUUUUGUGUUUAUCCUUUGUUCUUAUUUGGUUUAUUUUAAUGAUUGGAUGAAAUAGAUAUGUUACCUGUUACUGCAUGUGCUUGUAGGGUCACAAAUUAAUGGCCCUUUGAGAGUAAUAAUGUUUUCUAAACUUGAAUCUAAAUAUCAUCCACCAUUUAUUCUUCUAAAUGGUUCUGAUUGAGGAAGGAAAUUGUGCUAAAUAAUGAUGAAAUCUGACAUGUUUUCCCUCUUUGUUUAAAAAUCUGCAUAUUCUUCUUAGUUGCUGUGAAUUGUAGUUUUUACCCAAGUCUUGUUUUGUCAGUUUUUCUUUGAUAUGAUUUUUAUGCUUUGGAUAAUAGAAAAGGUAUUGAUGAUCUGGAUUGAAUUUCAGAUAUAAUAAAGUUUAUUUACCACAA